CUGGUGCUGUUCCUGAGCAUCACACGCAUCAACAAGGUCGUCCGCGAACUCAAGGCGGGCGCCUACACCAAUGAGACGCCGGUGGCAGUGGUAUAUCGCGUGGGGUGGCCGGACCAACUGGUCAUCACUGGGACGCUGGGCGACAUCGCGCCCAAGGUGAAGCGCGCGGGAAUUACGCUUCAGGCGCUGGUGCUGGUGGGCGCGGCAUUCGACACCGACAUACGGCGGAUAGAAGCGGCGGACGGGCGGUUGAAUUCUCUAAGAGCGAUGCAGUGCAUCAGGCCAAGAGUGAAGCCGUGCAUCAGGGCAGCGGUGAUGGCUGAUGCUACGGCGAUAGUCGCUAUCUCGCGGCGGGGAGCGGCGAUUGGAGGGCGUGUGCGUGAUGCGCUCGGUGGUGGUGCGCUGUAUGUGGAGCGGCGGUUUGCGGAUGCGGUGGAAGGGGCUACGGCGUUCGACCUGCCGGCGCGCCCGCUGGUGGGGCGGCUGUUUAAUGAGUACGAGCGGCUUGUGCUGAUGAUGCCCGUGGGGGCGGCGGUGCGUUUGCUGGCGGCGCAUAUUGGGCACAAGCACACUGAUGCGGCGGCGGUGUGUGUUGACGAUGCGGGGCGGUUUGCGGUGAGCCUGCUUUCAGGGCAUGUAGGUGGCGGGGAUGCGCUUGCUGAGCGGGUUGCCGAUGCGCUUGGCGCGACUGCGGUGAUUACAUCGGCGUCGCAUGUGUUGGGAACGCUUGCGGUUGACCUUCUGGGCAGCGAGUUUGGCUGGCGUAUCGAGGCGAGUUCAGUGAUGGUCACGCGGGCGAGCGCGGCUGUGGUGAACGGCGAGCCGGUGGGCGGGUGUACCAGGAUGCUGGGUGAGCGCGACUGGUGGGAUGCUGGCAAGCCGCUGCCGUCCAAUGUGAACGUUGCCGCGCAGUCUGGUGGUGGGGAUUGGGAGCAGGCGGGGCGUUGGGUGGCGGAGGUGGAGGGGCUGCUGCGGGGGACAUUCGCGGCAGAGCAGCUUGCGGUGGGGAGCGUUCGGUGCAUCGCUACGGCGGAACUGAAGCGGGAUGAGGCGGCGAUUGGGCUGCUGGCGGAGCGGCUGGGGGUGCCGGUGCGGUACUACGGGGCGGAGGAGUUGAAUGGGAUGCCGGGGCCGUCGGGGGCGUCGGAGUCGCAGCGGCUGCUGGGGAUUGUGGGGGUGGCGGAGCCGGCGGCGCUGCUGGCGUCGGGGGGCGAGAUCGUCGUGCCGAAGGUGAGGUCCGCGGCUGCGACGCUGGCGGUUGCUCGGAUAAAUUACCCUCACCCUAACCCUCUCCCAUGGGGAGAGGGGACAUCCGUCUCGGCACCCCCAUCCUAG
This is a messenger RNA of Geodia barretti, 1335 nucleotides long. The record is from the annotation of a GenBank genome assembly. NCBI's taxonomy places the organism in Eukaryota, Metazoa, Porifera, Demospongiae, Tetractinellida, Geodiidae.